This is a messenger RNA of Anopheles coluzzii, 1581 nucleotides long. RefSeq names its product dolichol kinase (gene Dolk). Gene Ontology annotation, molecular function: dolichol kinase activity. The record is from RefSeq and is a predicted model, not a curated record. The transcript is spliced from 5 exons. Gene Ontology annotation, biological process: dolichyl monophosphate biosynthetic process. The coding region runs from base 88 to 1500 and encodes 470 amino acids. Gene Ontology annotation, cellular component: endoplasmic reticulum membrane. NCBI's taxonomy places the organism in Eukaryota, Metazoa, Arthropoda, Insecta, Diptera, Culicidae.
CUAAUUGUUAAUUGGGUAGAACUGUCAGAUGGGUUUGUUUUGGUUACUGUUUUGAAAUAUGCUUCCUAUUCGGUUAUUUAGCGGAGGAUGAAUAAAUCAUACAAAACACGACCCGGGGCCAGCGAUGGAUGGUGGCUUUGCGUGCUGGUGCCAGCUUGCUACGCGGCCACCGUUUGGCGACCUUAUCAGCGCGCCUACGACCAACACCUGCCACGAGAUUACAAGCGCACGGUAAUCGUGACCUUUGGACUGCUGCUCCAGUCACUAGUCAUCCGCGGAACCGUGCAAUCCCGAUGGAACCGUCGGCAGGCGGUUCUGCUCACGCUGGCCGCUGUUGUCCCCCUCAGCUGGGGGUUGUUUUUAGUGUGCCUGAAGGAGAAUGUUGCAUUCGGGGGUGUGAGCGCACUGCUGCCAAUCGCGCUGUACGAUAAGCUUUACCACACCGUCCUUCGAACGAUACCAAAGAGCUUCAGCUAUGGGGAGGCUUGCGUCGUGGUGCAAGGUUUCGUUGCGUUUGCCUACUGCGCUUUGCUGCAGUUGCCGCUGGCAACGCUUUUGCGACCCGAUGCCGUGUACACGGAAAUGCAAACGAUCUACUGUAUCCUGCAGAUCGGUUUGGUGGGAAUUUUUCUUCUCGCGUGCGCAACAUACUACUGCACAUGGCUGCGCAAAACCAUUCCCUUUUGGUUCGCACUGGCCGUAACGACCGUUCUGGUGGCUUUAUGUCCGAUCGGCAAACUGCCGGCCAUUACCCGGUUGGUACUGUUUCUCGUAGCCGAUGGACAAACGAUGAUCACGACUGGGAUGUAUCUGGCACUGUUGCUGCUGACGGUGUCUUUCGUCAUGUGGCAGUUCAACUAUGGCCGCCGCACGACAACGGCCACGCGGAAAGUGUUCCACCUGCUCAUCGUUCUCGUGUACGGACCGGGGCUUUGGUAUCAGUGCCGAUUGCUCUACCUUGCCAGUGGGCUAAUGUUGGCCGUACUGAUCGUGCUAGAGAUGGCUCGCCUAAUACAGCUAGCACCGGUGGCAAGCGUACUGAACACGGCGGUGCAGCUGUUCAUCGACGAAAAGGAUGCCGGUGCGAUUGCCCUUACACCGAUCUACCUGCUGGUGGGAUGCUCGUUGCCAUUCUGGCUCCAUCCAGCACCGUGCGACUUGACCAACUCGGGCGGACUGCAAAUGCUCACCCUUUCGGCGGGUGUGCUAUCGAUCGGGAUCGGUGAUACGGCAGCCAGUGUGGCGGGAUACCACUUCGGCCGGCACAAGUGGCAUGCUAGAACGAAUAAAUCCGUUGAAGGAACGGUUGCCUCGGUACUGCUGCAAGCGCUGGCCAUCGGGGCACUGUACCACGUGAGCGUGAUACAGCUGACGGUUAGCCGGGCCGCGUACGCCGGCAUUGCCGUGCUAGUGAACGCUCUCGUCGAGUCGCGGACGGACCAGAUCGACAAUUUGGUGCUGCCGCUCGUCACCUACCUGAUACUUGUUAGCUCCUGCUGACGAUCGAUCGCUGGUGCCUUGAUUAAAUUAUUUUCCUUUAAUAAGACACACACAAACACAAGGGAGGGUUCAUGGAUUGCA